Molecule: messenger RNA, 1738 nt
Organism: Salvia splendens (bonfire salvia)
Lineage: Eukaryota; Viridiplantae; Streptophyta; Magnoliopsida; Lamiales; Lamiaceae
Product: peptide chain release factor 1
Exons: 7
Coding region: 337-1125 (262 amino acids)
Biological process (GO): translational termination
Cellular component (GO): chloroplast
Molecular function (GO): translation release factor activity
Source: RefSeq, a predicted model, not a curated record
ACGCCCUAAAAUAAAAAAAAAUUUAGAAAUUAAACAUGAUGUUUUAGGGCUUGUAAAUUGGAUCCAUCUCACUCAGAUAUCACACCUUGAUGCCAUUCGCGUUCACUCUCUCACCUUAUCCAUGAUCAGAUUUUAAUCUUAAACUACGCACACAUUUGUAUGUUUGUUUGUGGAGUAAUACGAUUGAACUUCAUUUGCUUAGCUUGUUGCUUGUAACUGUUCACGAGAAACCAACGACAUGAGCGCUGGAACUAGAACCAAUAAUGAUGAAUCAUGUGUGCUGGUCAAGUGCUGCUUAGCUGUAUUACUCAUGCCUGCUGAACCAUUUCAUUUAAGAUGGCUCAUUCUAUUCUGAGAUCAUUUUUAAAGUUCCCAAGCGGCGGCAUCUGCAGUUUCGCAAAGUCUGCUUGCGCUUACUCCCGGUGGCAUGGCAGUUUUUACUUUAAUAGGAGAGCUAAUAAAAGUAGGAUUUCAGAUGGAGUAACAAGCUUCCAGUUUGUUAAAGAAGCUAGUAUUAGACGGUAUCCCAGUGGAGCUAUAGUGGCAUGCUCUAGAAACUACAAUUCAAAUGUUACUAGUACUUCUGAGGCUGUUGAUGGUGGCGAGUACCUAGCAAUGACAGAUGAGAAGCUAAUGAGUCAGUGCGAGAUGGAUACAUUUAAGGUAUCAGGUCCAGGGGGACAGCACCGCAACAAGCGUGAGUCUGCUGUGCGUCUCAAGCAUAUUCCAACUGGAAUCACAGCUCAGGCAUCAGAGGAUAGAUCCCAACACAAAAAUCGGGCGGCAGCACUUUCUCGUUUGCGUAAACUUUUAGCUCUAAGAGUUAGGAACACUAUCGACCUUGAAACCUACGUACCUCCUCCAGAACUUGUUCAGAUCCUUCCAACGAAGUCCACUAUCAGAUUGGACAAGGGGUCUCAGAUUGGACCGAAUAACCACAAAUUUGCUCUGGGAAUACAAGCUUUGAUUGACCUUAUAUUUGCAGUUGGAGGGUCUGUUUCAGAUGCUGCAAAGAAAUUAGGGUUGAGCACUGGAGCUUUAUCACGGUUGAUAUUAUCUGAUGAUUCUCUUCGACAAGCAGUCAAUGAAUUCAGGGUUGAAAAGGGUAUGAAGCCUCUCAAGUAGGACUCUCACUAGACAGCCAAAUGUUUCAGGUACUGUUUCUCCUUAAAAUCUGGCUCCUCUUAUAUUUUCUUUUGCGUUGGCUUCUAUAUCUUUCUUAUGUGUGGAAAUAAGAGAAAGCAUGAGUUAAUUCUAAUUAAUGCUCACCAGGAAUAGGAGCCAUCCGUCCCAUUAAAUAUGACACAUUUGCUUUUCGGCACGAGAUUUUAUGUAGUAUUGUAUUGUGAGUUAAUGAAGAGAGAAUAAAAAGUACAGAGAGUGUUGUUUCCAAUUUAGGAAAUGUUUCAUUUUUAAUUGGACAUCCCGAAAAGGAAAAUGUCUCAUUUUUAAUGGGAAAGGGAGUAUUUUUUUUUGAGAAACUAUUGCAUAAUAGUUUUAUUAUUGAAUCAAACCAGGAAGCAAUGAUUAGCCAAUGUUGAACCAAUGAGGCUACAACACAGAAUCUUGCAAGAAAGGGUAGAAUGCAAAUAGGACCCGUGUUUCUUUUAGAUGUAAAACUGUAGCCUAGAAACUCAUGUCUUAAAAAAUGUGCACAAUGUUUGGAUUAGUUGGUUGUAUCUGUUUAUUAUACUAUUGCUCUUUAAUAAUUCUCUAAUAAAGUCUUAGAUCUUUUUCU